AUGAGGGCCAAGGCAGCUGGGAAGCCUGUUGGGGUCAAGCUGAAGCUGAAGGGGGUGGUCGACUGCUCGUUUCUGACGUCGCUGCAUGCUCUAGACGUAAGCUCCAACAACCUGCGCGACUUGUGUUGGCUGUCCAGCUUGCACUCUCUGCGCGUGCUGAACAUCUCGGACAACAGCAUCACCGACAACAAGUCGCUCUCGCUUGUCACUCUCCGCAACUUCACCUCCCUGCUGGAUCUCAACCUGUCAAAGAAUCACAUCGGAGCGACUGGCAGUCGCCUGCUGCUGGAGACUCUGCCCUUCAUGAGGGACCUGCGCAAACUUGAUCUCAGUCACAACGACAUUGAGCAUGAAGGACUCGCUUGUCUUGUCGCCGGCUUCAGCUGGAUCUCAGGCCUGGAGAGCCUGUCUCUCGGCUCCAACUCGCUGGGCUGCGACGCAGCUGAAGAGCUCGCAGCUCAUCUUCACAAGCUCUCGAGAUUGACCGAGCUGGACCUGAGCGACAACGAGCUCACGAGCGACUGCUGCGACUCCUUCGCCCGAGGCGUCACGAGUUUGCGCGAGCUACGAGCGCUGGGGUUGAGGGGAAACAAGAUCGAGAGCGAGGGAGCGUCCAAGCUCUCCGCCUGCUUCUCAGCCAUGCGUCUCCUCCGAGACUUGGACGUGAGUCGCAAUGCUCUCCAGCCCUCGGGCGCGUCGCUCCUUGCUGAGUCUCUCGCGCACCUGGUGACGUUGACACGGCUCGACGUGUCAGCCAACAGCAUCAGAGACGAGGGCGCCGUCGCUCUCUGCCAUGGCUUGACUUGCGCCUCCCGACUUGACAGGCUGACCCUCGACGACAACGAGAUCGCACGUGCCGGAGCUCUUGAGCUGGUCAGCUCAGCUCACCUCUGGCCUCGGCUGCGAUGCUUGAGCCUGCGCGGCAACGAGAUUUGCUCUCCUGUCCUUCAAACCGUCGCGAGCUCCUUCCCCGAGUACGUCAAGAUCAUCGAGUGAGGGACGUCCCUCACCUGGUUUCCGCAACGCGGAUAAACAUGGGAUGACUUCCAAGCAUGAAUCAUGGAAUAAUAUUUCGAACAGAAACAAUGAAUUGCAGACUUGCAUG
This is a messenger RNA of Guillardia theta CCMP2712, 1105 nucleotides long. RefSeq lists its product as hypothetical. Bases 1 to 996 code for a protein of 331 amino acids. Lineage: Eukaryota; Cryptophyceae; Pyrenomonadales; Geminigeraceae. Gene Ontology annotation, molecular function: protein binding. The transcript has 2 exons. The record is from RefSeq and is a predicted model, not a curated record.